GUUUCUUUCGUCCUUUUUUUUUUUUGCAUUCUCUCGUCGUCGUCUCAAGAUCUAGAAGAAGGAAAGAGCAAUUUGAAGCGACAUGGCAGGCAAAGGUGGAAAAGGACUCGUAGCUGCGAAGACGAUGGCUGCUAACAAGGACAAAGACAAGGACAAGAAGAAACCCAUCUCUCGCUCUGCUCGUGCUGGUAUUCAGUUUCCUGUGGGUCGUAUUCACAGGCAACUCAAGACAAGAGUUUCCGCACACGGCAGAGUUGGUGCAACUGCUGCUGUUUACACGGCAUCAAUCCUGGAGUACCUAACUGCUGAAGUUCUUGAACUGGCUGGAAACGCUAGCAAGGAUCUGAAAGUGAAGAGGAUCACUCCGAGGCAUCUGCAGUUGGCGAUACGAGGAGAUGAGGAGCUUGACACACUCAUCAAGGGAACCAUUGCUGGAGGAGGUGUACAUUAGUUAAUUUGAACUCUUUAGGUUUCUUUUGUUCAAGCAAAUGUUCUCUUUGAAUGCUAUUGUGAUUUGCUUAUUAUGUUUAAAGUGAACUGUUUUCUGUGUUUAACAACUGAGGAAAAUCAUUUACUCG
This is a messenger RNA of Arabidopsis arenosa, 578 nucleotides long. The record is from the annotation of a GenBank genome assembly. Lineage: Eukaryota; Viridiplantae; Streptophyta; Magnoliopsida; Brassicales; Brassicaceae.